CGGCGCUGCCACCCCUGGCCACGGUCAGUCGUGUUUCGUACCUCAUCACCGUCGCACGCUACACACACACUAUCGCUCCAUCCCGGCUUCCAUCGUCGAUCACCAGCGAUACAAUUCAACGUGGGACCGCCGCAGCAGUCUAUCACACACACUUUCUCUCUCUACGAAGAGGCGAAUUUUUUUUUCCGCAACACUUGAGAACACGUUUUGCUGACGAAAGGCUAUGCAAUGAUGAGCAUUGGCGAAGAACUCAAAUCCACCAUGCCGUCCUUCAUGCAAUUCUGUUCCAGAGUGGAUCAAGGCAACGUACAAGAAGACUGGUGGAAUACCGGCUCCGACGCUGAAGCCUUCGCGCACAACAACAAGGCCGAUUGGCUAUCGGAUUCAGAUAGUCAGAACACGAUCAUAUGCAGUACAACCAGUUCGUCUCCCGGACCCUCGUUGGGUUCCACGUCUACGGGUGGUGGUCAAAAGCCCGGCUCGUCCAAGGGAAAAGGCGCGGCCCGAUCUAAGGACACGCCAGCUGGACAGAAGCCCGCCCAAGUGGUCGCCAGGCGGAACGCCCGCGAAAGACGCAGAGUACAAGCGGUCAACUGGGCGUUCUCCAGACUCCGCAAAGUCGUUCCUCUAGAAGAAAACAAAAGCAAGAGAAUGAGCAAAGUAAAAACCUUACAACUAGCUAUUGAGUACAUAAACCAACUGCAAGGCGUGCUCUCGCUGCAGAACAGCCCUGUGCACAAUCACCCUGAACCCGACCAUCACCAGUUGCUGACGACCGCCGACAUCAAUCUGUUCUCCGACGUACAGUACAAACUUGAACCCGGCGAACUCCAAUUCCGCAUGCCACCCAAUUUCUACUCACAACUGUUGACUGACAAUCAAAACUGACACCUAAAAACGACAUACGGGAGUUUUCAUUUUAACUAGCGUAUUAUUAUUAUUAUUAUUUAAAUCAUUAAUAACAAAUAUUCGUACCGCGUGGAUACUUAAAAUCAAUCUAUACGAUCAGAUAACAUAUUAAUAUAUGAAUGCCGGUUCAUUUAUUGUUUCAAUUAUUAUUAUUAUUAUUAUUAUUUUUAUUAUUACUAUUAUUAGACAAUACUGCGUUGUUUUUGUCACGGUAAAUCUUCUUCUAAACGUGUUAUUUCCACUUUAAGCAGAUAAUUAUUGAGGUGGUCAAAUGCUGUAAUGAUUAAGAAUUGUUGUAUUCGAGUUUCAAAAAAAAAAAAAAAAUUUUUAUAACUUAAUAAUAUUUAUGAUGUUUUUGUUAACUUUUGUUUGUACAUUUAAAGUCUAGUCAUUACGCUAUUAAGUUGAUUACAAUUAGAUACACUUUUUUCUCUUUUUUUUCAUCAUUAUUUUUCGAACUACGAUGAAAACUGUCCAAGACGGAAUUGAGUGGGAUCUUAAAACCCUUUUCCGUUCUAGAGAAGUUGCCAGCUAGUCCAGUACGUUAUAAUUAUAUCUACAACGUAGAUAUAACUAACUCUUGUGGUUGGACUUAAUUAUAAAUUAAUUUUACUCAUAUUUCUGGCUUAUUCAGAACCGUCUUAGACAGAUUUCAAUAUAAUAUAUUGUAUAAAUGCGUCCAAAUCUUACCAUUUACACAUAUAUUACAAAA
This is a messenger RNA of Sipha flava (yellow sugarcane aphid), 1621 nucleotides long. Its product is annotated as protein lin-32-like. Lineage: Eukaryota; Metazoa; Arthropoda; Insecta; Hemiptera; Aphididae. The transcript has 5 exons. The record is from RefSeq and is a predicted model, not a curated record. Gene Ontology annotation, biological process: regulation of transcription by RNA polymerase II; developmental process. Bases 229 to 888 code for a protein of 219 amino acids. Gene Ontology annotation, molecular function: protein dimerization activity; RNA polymerase II transcription regulatory region sequence-specific DNA binding; DNA-binding transcription factor activity, RNA polymerase II-specific.